AUUUAAACCCAUACAAUUCGCCACCUUUUCCAUAACCCCUUUCAUCUCCUUCCCAAACCAUAACCCCAAACAAUCACAAACCCUUACACUACGCUCAAAUGGCUACCUUACGCCUCAUCAUCAUCCUCACACUAUCCUUCACCGCCACCGUGAUCUCCGUCACCGGCCACAACAUCACCGAAAUCCUUAACGAGUUUCCGUCCUACACUUCGUUCAACAACUACCUAACACAAACAAAACUUAACGACGAGAUCAACCGCCGCGAAACGAUCACUGUUCUCGUGUUUAACGACACUGUUGUGUCGGAGUAUUUGUCGGGUCUUGAUAUUUCUGUUGUGAAGAAUGCUUUAAGUGUUCAUGUUUUGUUGGAUUAUUUUGAUCUGCCGAAGCUUCAGACGAUCGGCGGUGGUAGCGUGAUGACGACUACGCUGUUUCAGACUACCGGAGAGGCGGAAAACGGAGCCGGAUUUGUUAAUAUUACGGAUCUGGUUGCAGGCAAGGUCGGAUUCGGAUCCGGUGGUUCCGGAUCCAAACUCAACGCUCUAUUUUCUCGAUCCGUGAAGCAAAUUCCAUACAACAUCUCAGUGAUCGAAAUCACAUCUCCAAUCAUCGCGCCAGGUGUUCUAAACCGAUCUCAGCCGUUGGAUGUAAACAUCAGUAGCUUGUUGGAAAAGUCAGGGUGCAAAACAUUUGCAAAACUAAUUUCAGACACCGGAGUGUUACAGAUCUACGAAACGACCGAGCCGAGAGGCCUCACGGUGUUUGCACCGUCGGAUGCAGCGUUUAACGCUGCAUCCUUACCAGAUUUUAAAAACUUAUCGAAUAACGAUCUCAUUUCGCUGUUGUUGUAUCAUGCGCUUCCGGUUUAUGUUCCUAAAGGUAGUUUGUUGACUGUGAAGAAUCCAAUCGGAACUCUGGCCACAAAUCAGGUUCAGAAAUUUGAUCUAACGGUUCGAACCAACGGUGAUUCUGUUACGCUUGAUUCCGGUGUGGAUAAUUCGCACGUCGAAAGCACGCUUCUCGAUAAGGUGCCGUUAAGCAUCUUCAAAAUCGAUCAUGUUCUAAUUCCGGCAGGUUUUUUUCCUCACUCGCCGGAAUCUGCUCCGGUUAAGUCGCCGGAAAGUUCGCCGCCGGCACCGGUCGUGCCGAUUACCGCUCCUGUUUCGACUCCGGUUCAGGUUCCGGUUCACGGACCGGUUGCGGCGUCUCCGGCACCGGUGGCGAGAAAUUCGCCGGUGAAAUCUCCUCCGGUGUCGUCGCCGACGACGUCAUCUCCGGUAGCUGGACCCGCUCCGGCGGAUAGUCCGGAUGCGGAUACGGGGAAUAAUGAUAAUAAUAAUUCGAGCGGCGGAGUUAAAGCUUCGGUGAUGUUUCUAGCCCUAGUUACGGUGGCGGUUUCUGGUAUGAUUUCGUCUGUUUUUGGUUAAUGGUUAAUUGUGGUAGUUUGUUUGUUAAUUUAUGAUUUGAUUUUGUCUGUUUUGGUGUUUAUGAUCUAUUGCUUUUUUUAUGGAGAUUAGCGGUUAAUUAGACUAUGAUUUGGGAAGUUUAAUGGUACUUAUUAUGGUUUUUGAAGU
Molecule: messenger RNA, 1574 nt
Organism: Helianthus annuus (common sunflower)
Lineage: Eukaryota; Viridiplantae; Streptophyta; Magnoliopsida; Asterales; Asteraceae
Product: fasciclin-like arabinogalactan protein 10
Exons: 2
Coding region: 99-1427 (442 amino acids)
Cellular component (GO): plasma membrane
Source: RefSeq, a predicted model, not a curated record